This is a messenger RNA of Panonychus citri (citrus red mite), 1039 nucleotides long. Its product is annotated as alpha-2-macroglobulin receptor-associated protein-like. The record is from RefSeq and is a predicted model, not a curated record. Gene Ontology annotation, molecular function: low-density lipoprotein particle receptor binding; heparin binding; receptor antagonist activity. Bases 216 to 677 code for a protein of 153 amino acids. Gene Ontology annotation, biological process: regulation of receptor-mediated endocytosis. Lineage: Eukaryota; Metazoa; Arthropoda; Arachnida; Trombidiformes; Tetranychidae. Gene Ontology annotation, cellular component: endomembrane system; endoplasmic reticulum. The transcript is spliced from 2 exons.
UUUUUCUUUUUUCUUGUUUACAUUUGAUUAUUUUCUCUUUGUGACAAUUACAAUUAAUUUCUUUUCAAAUUAAUUUAGUCGAAUUUAGUUAAUUGUCAUCAUCAUCAUCUUCUCAUUUCCAACAACGGUAACAAUUUCAAAUCGUUUCAUCAUCAAAGUGAUCAACUCAUUUGUUUACAUUUUGUUUCUCUGUGAUUUUUUUGUUGACAUAAAUCAUGAGAAGAGAAAUUAAAUUGUCUCUGAUAUUUAUUCAAUUAGCGAUUGGAUCUGUGAUUUUAUGUGACUUAAUUAAUCAUGUUGAAGCUUCUAUUAGUGAUCACUAUGAUUUGAAGACCAAAAUGAAGGAUCGUAGUACCAAGUUGUCCGGUAAAGAGUUUGAAGAGACCAACGUACAGAAACUCUGGGAUCUCGCCUUGAAUGCGGACUUUUCCCGAGAAGAAAUUGAAUCAGUUAGAGAUGAAUUAACUCACUAUGAGAAUCGGAUUAAAAAACUACGAUUUUUUGAAGAGCAAUUGAAUGCUGAACGUUUCGUCGACAAAGAGACCGUUAACAUUUCCGAAGAUGAUGCUAAAUUGUCGGAACAUAUCAAGAGAAAAGUGAAAGAACUCAAUUACAAAGUGGAUAAAGUUCACAACAAUUUAGUUGAUAAAAUUCUCAAGCGACACAAUGAACUUUAAUUAACCUUACAUUGAACAUUUUCUAUUUUCAAUUAGCAAUUUAAGGUCUUUCCAAAGGAUAAUACAAAAAUCAACUGCAAUUAAUUUUCCAAUUUUAUACACAAUUAACUAAAUUGAAUCUCAAAUCAACUGUAAAUCCAGUUUUAUGUGUGAAAUAUUAGUCAACCGAUUUACCUUUUCUUUACCAUUGAGAAGCAAUUAAUUGUUCACAAAUUACAAUGAAUAAUUUACUUUUCUUUACUCCCUGAUUGUUAAUUAGUAACCCCAACAAUUAAAAGCACAAAAAAUGUAAACUAAUCUUUUCAAGGUUUAAAUUAACAAUUAAAGGUUAUGAUUACUAAAAGUAAUCAUUUCAAUCUUAA